CAUUUGUUUCUAAAAAAAUGACUUCUCUCCUAAAAUCUCUUAGUAUUCUUGCCCUCGUCGCAUUUGCCAAUGCCGGAAUUCUGAACAGGGUGAAACGUGGAUCAUAUGGUGCUCCAAGCAACUAUUCCCCACCAGAAAGUCAAUAUGGGCACAAUGGAGGUGGUGGCUACGGAAGGCCAAGUGGUUAUGGACAACCUGGAGGUGGGUAUGGUAGACCUCAACAAUAUGGGCAAGGUGGAUACCAGCAAGGAGGAAACUAUCCAAACAGCGGGUUCCAACAGGGAGGAUUUCAAGGCCAGUCUGGCGGAUUCCAAGGGCAAAAUGGAGGAUUCCAAGGUCAAGGUCAAUUCCAGGGAGACCAAUCCGGGUUCGGACAACAAGGAGGAUCACAGACCGGGUUCCAAGCAUCACCUCCAGUUCCAGCUAUGCCGCAACCUGGAGCAGGUAGUUCAAAUGUCGGACCAGACUACUCACCUGUAGGGCAAACUGCGCCAGUUGCUUCUCCAGGAGCCGGUGGAUUGUUUGGUGGUGGAUCAGCUAGUACUGGCUUCGAUGAUCCAGCUUUUGCAGCUGAUGCUAAGCCUGAAAAAUCAACGACCGAUACUAUCACAGAGACGUCGGUUACUGGAUCAAGAAAAUGAAGAUUUAAGUGUUUCUCACUGUGAUAUAUGGACUUUGUACAUACUUUUUAGAAAUAAAAUAUAUUUCUGUGU
Caenorhabditis elegans is the source of this 713-nucleotide messenger RNA. RefSeq names its product Prion-like-(Q/N-rich)-domain-bearing protein (gene Y41G9A.10). The transcript has 2 exons. The coding region runs from base 18 to 641 and encodes 207 amino acids. The record is from RefSeq and is marked reviewed. Lineage: Eukaryota; Metazoa; Nematoda; Chromadorea; Rhabditida; Rhabditidae.